Messenger RNA from Brassica oleracea var. oleracea, 673 nucleotides. RefSeq names its product probable F-box protein At5g47300. NCBI's taxonomy places the organism in Eukaryota, Viridiplantae, Streptophyta, Magnoliopsida, Brassicales, Brassicaceae. The transcript has 2 exons. The annotation marks the transcript as partial. The record is from RefSeq and is a predicted model, not a curated record.
AUAUUCAACGAUAGGAGAUUCGCAAAAAAUCACUUUGAUAAAGCCCCAAAGCAAUAUAUGGUUCUCAAGCUAACGGAGGAAUAUAGGCUUUGCUCAUUCCGUGGUGAGCUCGAAAGCUACAAUAGAAUAGUGGUUUGGAACCCGUGUACUGGUCAAACCAAGUGGAUCACCGAUCCCAGCGAUCGUGUCAUGUUUUGGGUAACUUUUACUCUUGGAAGGUGCUACCAAGAAAAUAAUUAUAGCUAUAAAUUAUUGAGACACGUGCCUUGUUACGAGAAGCUAAUAUUUGAAAUCUGUGAGAUCAACUCCGAUUCAUGCUGGAGGAUUCCUCAUGAUGUCACUCCAGACUGCUUAUUACAGUUUGCUCAUUACAGCGUGUAUUUGAAAGGAAAGACCUACUGGUGUGCUUCGGAUUCAAAAGAGUUUGAUGCGUGCAUGCAUUUACUGAGCUUUGAUUAUACAACAGAGAGAUUUGGACGUCUGUGCCUUCCUGGCCCGUAUUGUAGACUCCAUACUGUGUCUCUAUCGGUUGUUAGAGAAGAGAAGCUUUCCGUGUUAUUACGACCCCAUGAUAGACUUGGAAACGAGAUAGAGAUAUGGAUAAGCAGUCCUAUUGAUGAUCCCAAAGCUGUGUCGUGGAGCAAGAUCUUCGCUUUGGAUGAUCCUCGUCUUG